Messenger RNA from Pedinophyceae sp. YPF-701, 3564 nucleotides. The record is from the annotation of a GenBank genome assembly. NCBI's taxonomy places the organism in Eukaryota, Viridiplantae, Chlorophyta, Pedinophyceae.
AUGGGAGGCCCGGCGCGCCCACGGUCGCGGAGCAAGUCCCUGAAGGACGAUUCCCGCGGGUCGGACACCGGGGAGGACGCGGGGAGGGGGCCGCCGAGCAGGGGCGCUCAGAGGUCGGGCGGGGACGCGAAGACGGAUGCCGGGAGCAAGAAGCGUCCACGCAAGGCGGAGGAGGCGAAGGCAACAGACCAGUCCGCGCAGGGGAACCGCCCGAAGCGGAGCCGCAAGCAGGUCGAGCACUUCGAUCCAGGGAAGGUCCUCGCGCAGCCGCAGUACGCCACGGGAUUGAGGAUGAGCAAGGCCCGCAAAUCGGAUGCAGCGUCUCCCCGCGUCGACGCGCGGCCAGCACCUGCGCCCGCGGGCGGCGUGAAGCAGGCAGCCGCUGCCGCCAAGCCGCACGUGCCGGACAGCGACGACGACGAGGUGCACCGCAACGCCGGCCUCGGACACUCCCCGCAGCCGCCCCCGCACGAGCCCGCACCGUUGGCGGCGCAGCAGACCGCGCCGCCCGAGGCGGGCGCGAAGGAGCCGGCCGCGAAGGCCCGGCGCAAGAGCGUGCCGUCGUCCAGCGUUGACACGGGCGGCGACGCGCGCAUCGCGUCGUCGGCGGGGGCGCCAGCUGAGGCGGGGCGCAAGGCCGUGCGCGGCAGGGGUCGGGGCGGCGCGGAGAAGAGGCCCGGCGCGGCGUCGCGGAGGGGCCGCGGAGGGCGCCGGGCUGCGGCGCCGGCGCAGCGCGAUCCGGCCGCGAAGCCGACGCGCGCCUCCCUGGCACGGCAGGCGUCAGGGCAGCAAGCGCAGCAGCAGGGGCAGGGGGGCGCGUCGCGGGAGGCGCGUGGGAGCGACGGGGACGCCAACGGCAGUGCGCCUGCGCGCGGCGCGUCCAGCAAGGAGGACGCGGGGGAGUCGGAGGAGGAGGAGGAGCGGGCGACCUUGCCGCCCGUGCAGCGUCCACGCGGGGCGGCGGAGGUGGCGGCGCGGGCGGGGCCGGCGCUGACGGCGAGCGAGAGCGAGGGUGCGAGCGAGGAGGAGAGCGAGAGCGCCCCGGAGAGCACGUCCGGGAGCGAGAGCUGGAGGGACGAAGGGUCGCGGCGGGGCGGUCGUGGGGGCGCUGCGAGCAGCGCGCGCGGGUCGAGCGAGGUGGCCAAGCGCAGGGCGACACAGGCACGCCGGGCGAGUGGCGCGGCCGCGGGCGCCGCGGCGAAGGGGGGUGUUUCGUCGCCUGACAGCAACGAGGAUGCCGACGCAGUCGUGGCUACGCGCGGGAAGGGGGCCGUCAAGGCAAUUCCCGGAUCUCCGUCUUCGUCCGGCAGCGAGCAGCCCGUGCGCGCCCCGCACCCGCCAGCGGCCCGUCCGCAGAGCAGCCCAGCGCUUGACAUUAGCACCACCCCAACCGACCACGGAGCGGCGUCGCCGAGCCCUGCGCCCUCGCACCCCGCCCGGACAGCGGCGUCCGAGCGCGACGCGCCCGCCGCGGCGCCCAAACCCGCCGCAGAGCCCGCUGCCGCGAUGGAGGUGUGCCUCGUCGACGUUGUGCCACAACAGGUGCCACUGGCCCCGCCCGCGGGUCCGAGCGCGGCCAACGGCACGAGGCCGGGUCUGAGCGCCGCGGGCGACGGCGGCGCGAAGCGGACGGACGCCGCGGCGCUGCCACCGCAGGGGAACCCCCCUCCCGCAGGUGGCGCGGCGCCGCCGAGGACAGCGGCGCCGCGUCCCGCGCAGGGCACGCCAGCGGCCGCCCCCGCGAACAUGCCGGCGCGUCCGGCGCCCGCGCCAGCCGCGCCGACUGCGUCUGCGCAGAAACAAGACCUCGGGGGCAAGCCACCUGCAACAGCAGCGGAGCGCCGGACGUCGGACACGGGCACACCUGCGCCGGGCGCGCCGCGGCCAGCGACUGCCGAGCGCCAGGCUCCUCGCCCGGCGGCCAGGCCGCCGCAGAGCACUCCGCCCGCGGCCGCACCCCGCCCGCCGGCCAAGUUCAAACUCCAAGGGAUGCUGUCUGCGAUCAAGGGCGGGAGCGAGACGGUGCGCGGCGGCCCGACGAAGGCGACCGCGGCGCCGCCUGCGAGGCCCGCCAUGCCCCCGCGUCCACAGGCGCGCCCAGCAGCGCCUGCACCUGCGCCCAAGGCCCCCAGCGGCGUGACGGUGACGGAGGAGGAGCGCAAGGCGCUCAACCACCUCAAGGUGAAGGUGAAGGAGAAGCGGAAGAGCGCGGCGGCGCCGGGGUCCGGCGCCGGCGAGGCGGGCCCGGCGGCACCAGCGCCGGUCGCGCCGCCCAAGAGGUGGACGCGGGAGGACCCGCAGCCGCUGCUCGACGCGGACGACAACAGCCUCGCGUACCACACCGGGAACCUGGUCAGCUACCUGUGGGGGUUCGCGGCGAAGGACUCGCGCGCGCGCCAGCAGUCGACGAAAUCCGCCCUCGACUCCUGCAUCACCCAUGCCGAACAAAAGGGCUUCGUCGACAAGGCGAUGGACACGAUCGUCGCGGCGAUGGACGACAAGCCGCGCGAGAUGGGCGAGAGCUGGAACAAGCAGCGCCACCUGAUGGACUUCGUGCCCAGCCUGCUGGCGUCGGCCGCCGUGCGCGGCCCGGGCUCCUGCGCCGCGCAGCUCCUCCCGGACGCCAUCAUGCGGACGUGGCCGAAGAUCCUCGACGCGGCCCUGCGCCGCGAGAUCCCCGCCGCCGCGGAGCGCAUGCGGAAGGUGUGCAAGUCGCUGUUAGGGGACCUGCACCGGCGGGCCGCGAACGGGGACGACGCGAUGCGGGAGGCGCUCAGGGCGCAGCUGGAGCGCAUGGCCGAGAUCGCGGAGCGCAAGGUCCCCGCGCAGACCAUCCAGCGGAGCGCGGGCGCGUGCCGGAUGUACCGCGGACCCAUGGUCGGCGGGGGGGAGUUGGAACAAUACGCCCCCGUCCCGCAGCUGUUCACCCAGAUGACCUCGCGCGACAUGGUCGAGACCAUGCGCCGCCACGGAUACACCCUGCGCGAGGGCGUGCUCCCCAUCGAGGAGCUUCUGUCGCCGCCCGACGGCACCACCGCGCCCUGCUGGCGGCCCGGCCCCUGCGCCGGGGACAUCGAACACGGCGACCUGCGCACUCCGUGGCCAAGCGGCUUCAUCUUGCAGCCGCAGGACGCGGCGGACACCCGCGAGAUCCCCGGACGCUCGCCCGACAGCUCCCCGUGGACGGCGAUGCGCGCCAAGAGCCCCGCGCCGGAGGCGGGGCCGGCGGGCGACGCGGGCGGGCGGCGGGCGGAGAAGGAGCCGAAGAGCGACGCUCGGCGGCGGGUGACGAUCGAGAAGGAGGAGGUUCGGCACGGGGCGCCGCGCGCGCGGGGGGAGUCUCCCAGGAGGGGCCGGGGGGGCGGGGACGGGGAGCGGCCGCGGCCGGGUGGUCGCCGCCGCGGAUCGUCACGGUGCGGCCGGCGGACAGGGCGGGGCGGGGCCGCUGCCGCCGCCGCCGCCCCUGCCACGGCCGCCUGGGCCCCCGCGCGAGCCCGACGCCCGGCGCAGUCGGUCGCCGGAGCUGUCCGACGGCGAGAUCAGGCCUUCGCACCGCGACCGUGA